Messenger RNA from Macrosiphum euphorbiae (potato aphid), 495 nucleotides. NCBI's taxonomy places the organism in Eukaryota, Metazoa, Arthropoda, Insecta, Hemiptera, Aphididae. The record is from the annotation of a GenBank genome assembly.
AUGUUACAAUAUAUUGAAGGUGGAAAAUCUUUGGCUGACUUAUAUAGAGAUUAUUCAUCUCUCAGGAUAGAAGAUCAAUAUCCUCAAGAAAAAAUAGCUAAUUUAACCAUGUACUCAAGAAUGUUUAAUACAGAGUUUAAUAUUUCUUUUUGUGUUCCCAAAAAGGACCAAUGUUCUCAUUGUGAGUCAUACAAAAAUUCUGAUGAAGUUGAAAAAGUACAUAAAGAUGAAAAGUAUCAGCUACAUUUGUCAGAAAAAAAUCUAAGUAGAACAGAAAAAGAAAAUGAUAAACAUUUAGCUUCAAAUGAUAUAAAUAGAAGUAACAUAUUGUUAGCAUGCUAUGACCUUCAGGCUGUACUUCCAACCCCUAGGGUUGAAGUAUCUGUAUUUUAUUAUAAAUCUAAAUUAUCCACUUACAAUUUUUCUAUAUCUGAUAUUGUAGAAAACAAUCAUUUUGUUAUGUUUGGAAUGAAGGUGAAGCAAAAAAAGGAGUAA